GUAGUAAAUCCAACGGCGGAUAUGCCACGUAUACAAACCUCCGCCGCCAAAAAGAAACCAGAGGACUCGAAUCCAACGGCGGUUAUAACCGGAUUCAACACGAUUAAAUGUGGACUAAUAAAAUGUUUAAAUCUCUGCGAAAAUCAAUUCAACAACAAAAUGGGUUUUACCCACUUUAUAAGAUCCUUUCUGCUUCUUUUCACUAUUUCUCUUUAUUUUCCUCGCACGCAUUCAUCAAGCUCACAAGAACCAGAAGUUAUUACUAUCGAUGUGAGCCAAACCCUAAAACUUCUUCAUCACGGCUACACAUUUCUCGAUGUCAGAACUGUUGAAGAAUUCGAGAAAGGCCAUGUUGAUUCAGAGAAAGUCUUGAAUGUUCCCUACUGGUUCUAUACUCCACAAGGUCAAGAAAGUAACCCAAAUUUCUUGAAACAUGUUUCGUCUCUCUGUAACCAAACCGAUCAUCUCGUUGUGUUAAAGUGGAACAAAAGGAACUUAAGCACGAUGAGCUCUGAUUCAGAUUAUCCUAAUAUAAUCAUAAGCCAAAAUCUUCAUUCUUCUUCAUCAUUCUUCAUUCAUUUCAUCUUCCCCGAUUUAAAAUCUCCGGCGAUAAUGGAGUCUUACGGUAACCCUAACGAGAAGCAAUCUUCGUCUCUUUACCCAACCGUUGACAUGUCGAAUCCCGAAGCUCCCCUGAACCCUAGUUCCUCCUCUUCGAAUAGCAAUCUAUAUCCUUCGCUCGAUAUGAAUGAUCUCGCCAGUAAUCUCUUCCCUGAACAACCGGAGACGAGUUCUGUCCCGGUUUCGGCUCCUCCCGCAGCGAAGGAGGAAGUAAUUUUGAAAAUCUCCGGCGCGAUUCUCCACCUAAUCGACCAAUCUUACAGCGUCGAGCUCGCCUGCGGAGAUCUCGAGAUCAUCCGACUUAUUCAGGACGGGAAUAUCGUCGCCGUUCUCGCUCGCGUCGCCGACGAGAUCCAGUGGCCGUUGACCAAGGACGAGAACUCCGUCAAGGUCGAUGAGUCCCAUUACUUCUUCACCCUCCGUCCCACCAAGGAUUUCGGAACUAAUUUGAGCGACGAAGAAGACGGCGGAGCCAAAAAAACUAAGCGGAAGGAAGAAGAGAACGAUAUGUUGAACUACGGACUCACAAUCGCUUCGAAAGGUCAAGAGCAUUUGCUGGAGGAGCUUGAGCAGAUCUUGGCGGAUUACAGCUGUUUCACGGUGCAGCAAGUCUCCGAGGAAGCCAAGGAAACAGGUGAAAAGGUUUUGGAUGUGACGGUGGCGAGAGAGACGUCUCCGGUUGAGCUUACAGGGGAGAGGAAAGAGAUCGUGGAGAAGCAAUGCGCGGCGUAUUGGACGACUCUAGCUCCGAAUGUUGAGGAUUACAGCGGGAAGACGGCGAAGCUGAUUGCAACUGGCUCCGGUCAUCUGAUCAAAGGGAUUCUCUGGUGUGGAGAUGUGACUAUGGAUCGGCUCAUGUGGGGAAACGAUUUCAUGAAACGGAGGCUGAGUAAGGGGGAGAAGGAGAGAGAUGUUCACCCUGACACCUUGAAACGAAUCAAGAGAGUGAAGAAAAUGACAAAAAUGACAGAGAAUGUGGCAAACGGGAUUCUGUCUGGAGUGAUCAAAGUUUCAGGGUUCUUCACAAGUUCAGUGGCAAACACCAAAGUUGGAAAGAAGUUCUUCAGCCUUCUCCCUGGAGAAAUCGUUCUUGCAACUCUUGACGGAUUCAAUAAGGUCUGCGAUGCUGCUGAAGUAGCUGGAAGGAACGUGAUGUCAACCUCUUCCACUGUUGCAACCGAGCUUGUUGAUCACAGGCAUGGUGGUAAAGCGGCUGAGGCGACAAACGAAGGGCUUGAGGCAGUGGGACAUGUCUUUGGAACAGCAUGGGCUGCUUUCAAGAUCAGAAAGGCUAUUAACCCAAAGAGCGUUCUCAAGCCUUCGACGCUUGCGAAAUCCGCCAUUAAAUCUGCAGCUUCACAAAAGAAAGCCUAG
This is a messenger RNA of Thlaspi arvense, 1995 nucleotides long. The record is from the annotation of a GenBank genome assembly. NCBI's taxonomy places the organism in Eukaryota, Viridiplantae, Streptophyta, Magnoliopsida, Brassicales, Brassicaceae.